This is a messenger RNA of Gracilinanus agilis (Agile Gracile Mouse Opossum), 7063 nucleotides long. RefSeq names its product tenascin C (gene TNC). Lineage: Eukaryota; Metazoa; Chordata; Mammalia; Didelphimorphia; Didelphidae. The transcript is spliced from 27 exons. Gene Ontology annotation, molecular function: protein binding. The record is from RefSeq and is a predicted model, not a curated record. The coding region runs from base 1 to 6588 and encodes 2195 amino acids.
AUGGGGCCUCUGACCCAGGUGUUGGCCUACACGAUUGUAGCUCUGUUGUCCCACUCUACCCAAGCAGGAGUUCUUAAGAGAGUUAUCCGCCACAAGAGGCAGAGCGGCAUCAAUGUCACGUUGCCAGAAGAGAACCAGCCAGUCGUGUUUAACCAUGUCUAUAACAUCAAGAUGCCCAUGGGUUCCCACUGCUCAGUAGACCUAGAAUCAGCCAGUGGGGAGAAAGAACUGAACCCUGCAACUGAGCUAGGCGAACAUUUCCAAGAACACACUCUUAACGAGGAGAAUCAAAUCGUUUUCACACACCGAAUCAAUAUCCCCCGGCGGGCAUGUGGCUGUGCGCCAGCUCCCGACAUCAAGGAACUGCUAAGUCGACUAGAGGAGUUGGAGGGACUGGUGUCCUCACUACGGGAGCAGUGUACCAGUGGGGCUGGCUGCUGUCUCCAGCCUGCAGAAGGUCGCCUGGACACUGCACCCUUCUGCAGUGGUCGAGGCAACUACAGUACAGACAGCUGUGGUUGUGUGUGUGAACCAGGCUGGAAGGGUCCUAAUUGCUCUGAGCCAGAAUGUCCGGGAAAUUGCAACAACAGGGGUCAGUGUAUCGAUGGACAGUGUGUCUGUGAUGAGGGCUUCACUGGUGAGGACUGUGGCCAGCUGGCCUGUCCUAGUGACUGCAACGACCAAGGCAAGUGCGUCCAUGGCUCCUGUGUCUGUUUCGAGGGGUAUACCGGGGAGGACUGCAGCGAGGAGCUCUGCCCUGUGCCCUGCAGUGAGCAUGGCAAAUGCAUGAACGGGCAAUGCAUUUGUGAUGAGGGCUUCGCUGGUGAGGACUGCAAAGAGCCUCUGUGCCUUAACAACUGCUACAACCGCGGGCGCUGUGUGGAGAACGAGUGUGUGUGUGACGAGGGUUUCACGGGUGAGGACUGUAGCGAGCUCAUCUGCCCCAAUGACUGCUAUGACCGGGGCCGCUGUGUCAAUGGGACCUGCUACUGUGAGUUAGGCUUCACCGGAGAAGACUGUGGGCAGCUCACCUGCCCGAAUGGCUGUAACAACCAGGGCCAGUGUGAGGAAGGGCAGUGUGUUUGUGAUGAGGGGUUUGCUGGCGAUGACUGUAGUGAAAAGCGGUGUCCCGAGGACUGCCACAACCAUGGCCGCUGCAUUGACGGGCAGUGUGAGUGUGAUGAUGGGUUCACAGGGGAAGACUGUGGGGAACUCAAGUGUCCCCGGGACUGCAGCAGGCACGGCCGCUGUGUCAAUGGGCAGUGCGUUUGCGAUGAGGGCUACACUGGGGAGGAUUGUGCCAACCGCCGGUGCCUCAAUGACUGUAACAACCGCGGGCGCUGUGUCCACGGGAAGUGUGUGUGUGAGCAAGGCUUCACAGGUUAUGACUGUGGAGACAUGAGCUGUCCCAACGACUGCCACCAUCAGGGGCGCUGUGUGAAUGGGAUGUGCGUGUGUGAUGAUGGCUUCAUGGGGGAAGAUUGCCGGGAUUUGCGGUGCCCCAAAGACUGUAACCACCGGGGGAUUUGCGUGGCUGGGAAAUGUAAAUGCCAGGAGGGCUUCGCUGGGGAAGCCUGCGGAGAGUUAGCUUGCUUAAAUAACUGCAAUAACCGGGGCCGUUGCGUGAAUGGACAAUGCGUUUGCAACGAGGGUUUCAUGGGGAGAGACUGCAGCGACCUAAGAUGUCCAAACGACUGUAACAACCAAGGGCGCUGUGUGGAAGGCAAAUGCGUCUGCCACGAGGGAUUUGGAGGAGAAGACUGCAGUCAGCUUUCCUGCCUGAACAACUGUAAUGACUGGGGUCAGUGUGUCGGCGGGCGCUGCAUCUGCAAUGAAGGCUACACUGGCGAAGAUUGUUCGGAGGUGUCCCCACCAAAGGACCUCAUAGUGACUGAAGUGACAGAAGAAACUGUAAACCUGGCAUGGGACAAUGAAAUGAGGGUCACAGAGUACCUUGUCACCUACACUCCGACAAACUCAGAUGGUCUGGAAAUGCAGUUCCGUGUGCCUGGGGACCAGACAUCCACCAUCAUCCGUGAAUUAGAGCCAGGGGUAGAAUACUUUAUCCGAGUCUUUGCUAUCCUUGAGAACAAGAAAAGCAUCCCUGUCAGUGCAAGGGUGGCUACUUACCUGCCUGCCCCAGAAGGCUUGAAAUUCAAAGCUAUCAAAGAGACAUCAGUGGAAGUGGAGUGGGAUCCUCUAGACAUUGCUUUUGAAACCUGGGAAAUUAUCUUCCGCAACAUGAAUAAGGAUGAUGGAGCAGAAAUCACCCAAAGCCUGAGGAGGCCAGAAACAACUUUCAGACAGACUGGCCUGGCUCCAGGACAGGAGUAUGAGAUAUCUCUGCAUAUUGUGAAAAACAACACCCGUGGCCCAGGCCUGAAGAAAAUAGCAACCACACGUCUGGAUGCUCCCAGCCAGCUAGAUGUAAAAGAUGUCACAGACACCACUGCUCUAAUCAGCUGGUCUAAACCCUUAGCUGAAAUUGAUGGCAUUGAACUCUCCUAUGGUAUCAAAGAUGUUCCAGGUGAUAGAACAACUAUCGAUCUCACUCAUGAUGACAACCAGUAUUCCAUUGGAAAUCUGAAACCUGAUACAGAAUAUGAAGUGUCCCUCAUCUCUCGAAGAGGAGACAUGUCAAGCAACCCAGCCAAAGAAACCUUUGUAACAGGUCUGGAUGCCCCUCGAAAUCUAAAACGCAUCUCCCAGACUGACAACAGCAUCACCUUAGAGUGGAAGAAUGGCAAGGCUAAUAUUGACAAUUAUCGGAUCAAGUUUGCUCCCAUUUCUGGAGGAGACCAUGCAGAGAUUGAAGUGCCAAAGAGCAAACAGGCUACAACCAAAACCACACUCACAGGUCUGAGACCUGGCACUGAAUAUGGCAUUGGAGUGUCGGCCGUGAAAGAUGAUAAGGAAAGCAAUCCUGCCACCAUCAAUGCUGCCACAGAUAUGGAUGCCCCCAAGGACCUUCAGAUUUCAGAGCCUACAGAAACCACUUUGCCCCUGCUCUGGAGAAGACCUCUGGCCAAAUUUGACCGAUACCGCCUGAUCUACAGUUCUUCCACGGGACAGCAAAAGGAAGUCCAGUUACCAGCAGACACCACCUCUUACAUUCUGAGAGGUCUGGAUCCUGGCACUGAAUAUGCCAUCAACCUUGUGGUUGAAAAAGGACGGCAUAAGAGCAAGCCAGCCCGUGUGAAAGGUUCAACAAAGGAGGCACCAGAGCUCGGAAACCUUACCGUGACAGAUGUUAGCUGGGAUGCCCUCAAACUCAACUGGACAGCAGCAGAUGGGGCUUAUGACAACUUUGUCAUUCAGGUGCAGGAGGCCAACAAGUUGGAAGAGGUUCAGAAUCUCACAGUGUCUGGCAGCCUGAGAGCUGUGGAUAUCACAGGCCUCCAAGCUGCCACUCCUUAUAGAAUCACCAUCUAUGGGGUGAUUCAGGCCUACAGAACCAGCCCCCUUUCUGCUGAAACCUCCACAGAAGAAACUCCCAAGCUGGCAGAGUUAACCGUAUCAGAGGUUAGCUGGGAUUCUCUCAAACUCAACUGGACCACCACUGAUGGAGACUAUGAGAACUUUGUUAUUCAGGUGCAAGAGGCUAACCAGACUCUUACCAUCCCAGGAGGACAAAGAUCUGUGCAUGUGACUGGCCUCACAGCUGCCACCCUUUAUAGAAUCACCAUCCAUGGGGUGAUUCUAGGCUUUAGCACACACCCUCUUUCUAUUCAAGCCACCACAGAAGAGGUUCCAGAGCUGGGGAAUCUCACAGUGGCCAAGGUUAGCUGGGAUUCCCUUAAACUCAACUGGACUGCGGCCGAUGGGGCCUAUGAGACCUUUGUCAUUAAGGUGCAGGAGGCUAACAAUUUGGAGGAAGCCCAGAAUCUCACAGUGUCUGGCAAACUUCAUUCUGCUGAUGUUCUUGGCCUUCAAGCUGAAACCCCUUACACUAUUACCUUGUACGGUGUGAUUGGGGGCUACACUACUGAACCUCUUUCUGCUGAAGCCACCACAGAGGAACUCCCUAAGCUGGGAGAGUUAACUGUGACAAAUAUUAGCUGGGAUGCCCUCAAACUCAACUGGACCACAGCAGAGGAAGCCUAUGACAGCUUUGUCAUUCAGGUGCAGGAGGCUAACAAGUUGGAAGAGGUUCAGAAUCUCACAGUGUCUGGCAGCCUGAGAGCUGUGGAUAUCACAGGCCUCCAAGCUGCCACUCCUUAUAGAAUCACCAUCUAUGGGGUGAUUCAGGCCUACAGAACCAGCCCCCUUUCUGCUGAAGCUUCUACAGCAAAGAAACUAGAAAUUGGGGACUUAAAGGUUUCCAGCAUCACCCCUGAUAGUUUCAACCUCUCCUGGACAGCAACAGAUGGAGCUUUUGAGAUCUUUACCAUUGAAAUUAUUGAUUCCAAUAGGUUGUUGGAGCCUCUGGAAUACAAUAUCUCUGGCACUUUAAGGACUGCUCAUAUCUCAGGGCUCUUCCCCAAUACUGACUUUAUUGUCUACCUCUCUGGGAUAGCAUCUGGUAUCGGUAUUCAAACCAUAAGUAUGGCAACUACAACAGAGGCUCUGCCCCUACUGGAAAACUUAACCAUUUCCGACAUUAAUCCUCAUGGGUUCACUGUUUCCUGGAUGGCAUCGGAGAAUGCCUUUGACAGCUUUCUAGUAAUCGUGGUGGAUUCUGGCAAGCUGCUGGACCCCCAGGAGUUCACACUUUCAGGAGCCCAGAGGAAACUGGAGCUUAAAGGCCUCAUAACUGGCAUUGGCUAUGAGGUUAUGCUUUUCGGCUUGGCCCAAGGGCACCAAACAAAGCCUUUGAGUGCUGUGGUUAUUACAGAAGCAGAACCAGAAGUCGACAACCUUCUGGUUUCAGAUGCCACCCCAGAUGGUUUCCGUCUAUCUUGGACGGCAGAUGAAGGGGUCUUCGAUAGUUUUGUUCUUAAAAUCAGGGAUACUAAAAAGCAGUCUGAUCCACUGGAAAUAAUUGUACCAACCCAUGAGCGUACCAGGGACAUAACAGGUCUCAAAGAGGGCACAGAAUAUGACAUUGAACUCUAUGGAUUAAUCAGUGGACGACGAUCCCAGCCAGUCAAUGCCAUUGCAACCACAGCCAUGGGUUCACCAAAAGAAAUCUCUUUCUCCGACAUCACUGAAAACUCUGCCACUGUUAGCUGGACAGCACCCACUUCACUGGUGGAGAGCUUCCGGAUCACAUAUGUCCCUGUGGAAGGAGGAACACCUUCAGUGGUGACAGUGGAUGGAAGCAAGACUCAGACUGGGCUGGUGAGACUGAUGCCUGGAGUGGAGUAUCUUGUGAGCAUCAUCUCAAUCAAAGGCUUUGAGGAAAGUGAGCCUGUAACAGGGACUCUCACAACAGCUCUUGAUGGCCCAUCAGGCUUGGUAGCAGCUAAUAUCACUGACUCUGAAGCCCUAGCCAUGUGGCAGCCAGCCAUUGCUACUGUGGACAGCUAUGUCAUCUCCUACACUGGGGACAGAGUGCCAGAAGUGACUCAAACAGUAUCUGGAAAUACAGUGGAAUAUGCUUUGAAUGACCUUGAGCCUGCAACAGAGUACACGCUAAGGAUCUUUGCAGAGAAGGGGCCUCAGAAAAGUUCCAUAAUCACCACUCAUUUCACAACAGACCUAGAUUCUCCAAGAGAUUUGGUGGCAACUGAGGUUCAAUCAGAAACUGCACUGUUAAAAUGGAGGGCUCCUCGUGCACCUGUCACCGGUUAUCUCCUCAUCUAUGAGUCUGUGGAUGGAACCAUCAAGGAAGUCAUCCUGGGACCUGACACAGACACCUACAGCCUCACAGAGCUGAGCCCUUCCACGCACUACACAGCCAAGAUCCAGGCCUUGAAGGGAGCCCUGAGGAGCAAGCUCAUUCAGACCAUUUUCACUACAAUUGGACUCCUCUACCCAUAUCCCAAGGACUGUUCACAAACAAUGCUGAAUGGGGAAACAGCCUCUGGCCUCUAUACUAUCUAUAUUAAUGGGGAUAAGACCCAGGCACUAAAUGUCUUCUGUGACAUGAGCUCUGAUGGAGGUGGAUGGAUUGUAUUUCUGAGACGUAGUAAUGGACAUCAAGAUUUCUACCAGAAUUGGAGGACCUAUGCUGCUGGAUUUGGGAAACUUGGAGAUGAAUUUUGGCUUGGGCUGGAUAACAUUCACAAAAUCACUAACCAGGGACAGUAUGAAUUAAGGGUGGACCUCCGGGAUCAUGGUGAGACAGCUUAUGCCAUCUAUGAUAAAUUCAGUGUUGGAGAUGCCAAGUCCCGCUAUAAGCUAAAAGUGGAUGGAUACAGUGGAACAGCAGGUGAUUCCAUGGCCUACCACAAUGGAAGGUUCUUCUCUACAUAUGAUAAGGACACAGAUUCAGCCAUCACAAAUUGUGCUCUCUCCUACAAGGGAGCUUUCUGGUACAAGAAUUGCCACCGAGUCAACCUUAUGGGCCGGUAUGGUGACAACAAUCAUAGUCAGGGAGUUAACUGGUUCCACUGGAAGGGCCAUGAGCACUCAAUUCAGUUUGCUGAAAUGAAGCUAAGACCCAGCAACUUCCGGAACCUAGAAGGCAGAAGAAAACGGGCAUAAAUACUUCAUGGACAAGAGGGAAGACCAUCGAGGGGAGGGGAGGGAGACCCAGAGAAAUACAGAGGAUCUUACCAAAGCAUCAAAGCCACUGGCCCCAACCACAGCCAGGGCCAUAAUGUUGAUGACAUCAUGAGCAAUAGUGCCGAUCUCACUCGCUCUUCGGUAAAAUCCUUCACACCAAAGACAAUGAUCUCAAAGGGGUUUUCUUUUCGGUUUUAUUAGGGGCUUUUUGUUUGUUUGUUUAUUUGUUUCUGAAAAAUUCUUCCAGUGACAGUUUCACAUGAUCUUUCUCUUGGGUGGCUCUGGGGAAGCACAGGGAGCAGGUUGUACAUUGGUAGUUUGUUUUAGAACCAGCCAUAUUUUACACAAAACUGUACAAUUAAUUAUCAUUAUUAGCUAUAAUUAAAUGUGUGUCAUUGGAAGGCUUUUUUUUACAUUUCAGACAACAGAGACCAGAAAAGCAAUACCAUUUCAA